Molecule: messenger RNA, 1993 nt
Organism: Moneuplotes crassus
Lineage: Eukaryota; Ciliophora; Spirotrichea; Euplotida; Euplotidae
Source: the annotation of a GenBank genome assembly
AUGGAAGGGGAACAAGAAGGUGUAAUCCAAGACACAACACAGAUAGAAGUAGCAGAGAUAGCUCUCAUCUGCGCAGUGGAUUCUAUCCAGGAAGCUCUUAAACAAGCAAAUGAUGAGAUUUAUGAUAAAUAUAUUGAAGCAAUGGCCAAACCAUAUUCAGCAGAAUCAAUUGGACUUGACUGCUAUGAGGUAGCCCAUUUAGGAAAUAUUAUUUACGAUAAAUAAUAUGCUAGUUCUAAAUAGUUAUGAAUAUGAAUCUCUUGAAGAGGCAGUCAGACCUAAAAUUGAUAGGUGGGCCACAAGAAACUGACCUGUUAAAAAAGUUGACAAAAUAGAAUUCUCAGAUUUAGAUAUACAAGAACUUAACAUGUUUGGAGUAGAAACAAUAAGCGAAACAACUCAAGGACCUGAAAAAUUUACAAUAUCCUUUGGCGGUUCAAUCUUGAGUCGUAGAAGCUCACAGCAAUCUAUAAUAUCAAGAUCUUCAAUAAAACUAAAAUCUCGAAAGCAUACUAAAAAACGUCAAUCAAUGGAAAAUAGCCUUGAGCCAGAGUCUCCCAAGCCAGAAGACCUUGAUCCCAAAGAGGAGCCAAAGCAUGUCCAGAUUCCUCUCAAUGAUCUUCCUUCGCCUCGAGAAAUUCCCUUAGAAGAGAAGCUUCUUCGUGACCGUAAGAACAAGCAGGAAGCAAACAAGCAAAAAUAAAGAAAAAGAGCUAACAGAAAGAGUUCAAAGAGAGGAGGAACUCAGAGAAGCCCUUAUGAAAUCUGAAUACAAAGCAGAUAUUAAGAACAAAAAGAUAACAUAUGACCAUCACGGCAAGGUACUCAUGAUCAAAACCCUUUCUGAGAAGAAACUUCCCCCUAAGGUAGAGCCAGGAAUCAUUAUUGAUCGCCAACAAGAGAGUGAGAAGAAAUAAAAAGAUAAAACUGAAGCCAAAACCAAUAGAUUCCUCUCUGAUCCUUAAGAGAACAGGGCACGAUGAUAUAAAGUUUAUGACUACACUCAAUGAUUGUCUCCAAGAUCCAACCGGAAUCAUCAGCCUUGAACCUGGAGUUAAUCUUGAAACUAACGGAAGGUUCAUGCCAGGCCCUGACCUAGAAAAUAGCAAAAUGACACUUGAACAAUACUAUAUUUACUGCCAGAACAACGAAAAUGACCGUAUUAGGUAUGACAAGACUGGGAGUAACUCCCAUUCGAAAAUCCCUGAAGUAAGAGAGGGCAGUUCCACCUGUGAAAACAUAGAGAAUAUCUUUAUCCCUAAAAAUGGCAACUUCUUGGAAGUUCCAAAGGCAGGCACUGGCCUGACCAAAAAGAAGAGGCCAAAAACUGGGCGUAAAUUUAUUCCAAAAAUAACGGGAGACUUCACGAAGGCUAAAAUUCUUCAAAAUGAACCAGCAGAUAAGAAGGUAGAUUUUGAUGCUUCGAGAAAGAACUCCACAUUAAAUAGUGGAAGGUUUGGAGCCUCUAGAAGAAGUGUGCUGAAUGCAAAGAGUAUUCAUAAUUCUAACCUCUCAAGAAUAUCUAAGCAGAAUCCUGCAUUAAAAUCAAUAGCAAUGAAGAAAGGAGUCAGACCUCAGACAGCAAAGAACUACUACACUCAAAAUAUUAAGAAAAUUCAGAAUAAUAUCAAGAAUCUUGGAGUUAAAUAAUUUGCUUCAUAAACCACUAAAUUCACACCAGAUUAAAGAAGCUGUGAUAAAAUAUAAGAAUGUGGAUGAACAAGCCCAACACGUACCUGGAGGUUCUAAAACCCAUUCUAAAUCUCCGUUCCUAUCAAACCCAGCAAUAUCAGCCUUCGACCAGUUCAACCGUGACCUUCUCACCCACAUUCCUUCCACUACACUCAACCCCUCUUCGAAACCUCCUCGAAUAAGGUCAGCCAAAAGACCUAAAAUCCAGUCAUCAAAAGCCAAAAUUCCCAGAAUUUCUUCGGCGAAAAUCUUAAAAAAUGACAAAAGUUCGAAAAAUAUGAAAAAUCGUAUGUUUUUGUAA